Molecule: messenger RNA, 2533 nt
Organism: Physella acuta
Lineage: Eukaryota; Metazoa; Mollusca; Gastropoda; Physidae
Product: DNA damage-regulated autophagy modulator protein 2
Source: RefSeq, a predicted model, not a curated record
AAAUAGCAGGCCUAUACUCUAUCGGCUAUCCUACACAUACACUGCGUAUCGCCAGAAAGUAGAUAAAGAGAUGAUAAACAAAAAAUCAGCACAAUGACAUCUGUUCCCCGCUUGCCUGUUAGGCUACACGAAAUAUUACUGAUCUACUGGGUCUAACUUGAAAUGGGGGCAAGUUAUGAAAUCAUAGAUAGUCAUUUUACAGCUAGUCGACCGGUUUGAUAACUUCCUGUGACUCGCAGGACGCCGCAACAUGGCGGCUGGCGUUCGAGCAGACGUCUUUGCUGUGACGCAAUUUCUGCUGCUCACUGUGACGUUUGUAACUACAUAUUUUGUAUCAACCUCGUUAGACCAUGUUCCACAAAUCUUCCCCUAUAUCAGCGAUACAGGCAACAACAGUCCCGAGAGAUGUAUCUUCAGUAUUUUACUGGCCGUCUACUCUUUGUUGACUCUAAUCUGCGUGUACUGCCGGUGGAAGAUUGUGGUCAACCAGACCAUCUGUACCAGGGUCACCUCUAGGAUCAACAACGCCGGCCUGUUCUUCGGUGUAGCGGCGGCCGUUGGUGUGUUGAUCGUUGGUUCUUUCCAGGAAGGCUCUGUGCUAAUCGUGCACCUGAUAGGGGCGGGGAUGGCGUUUUUUCUGGGCGUGGUUUACAUGUGGCUACACAGCGUCCUCUCCCACAGACUUCCAGCGAUCAAGGGCAGCUCCACAUGUCUGGUCUUCCUGCGCUGGAACCUGACCAUUCUGGCUACAGCAAGCGGCAUCAGUUUUCCUGUGUUAGCUGGGAUAUUUGAAUUUUACAAGGAUGACCCCCUACAAGAUGUAAAGAUGUCUGACUUCCGCCUAUCAGCAGCCUCCAUAGAAUGGGGCCUGGCUGGAUUUGUGACCAUCUAUUUCCUGACUUUUGUGGCUGAGUUUAGGCAUGUCAGAAUUGGGAUGCCAGUGAUACACACCUCUAAAGCUAGCUCGGGGUUCAGUGCCCAGAAUGGUAAUGUCCCUUUAGAAGUCAGGAGUGAAAAAAUGUAAAUCUGAAGUCCAUAAAAGUAUGCAUUAAAGAAGUUGAUUUGCAUUUAAAAUAAGGAACUCUUCAUUUCAAAAAGUUUAAAGUUGUCCCCAAAUCAGAUGUGUUAUGUCAUAAACAAGUAUUUAUCAACAACAGAAAACAACAACUAGCCAAAGAUGUCUCAAAGAGACAACUGUGUAAACAUUGGACUCUUCCAAAAAUAGGGAUGUUAGGCUGUUAGUAUUAUUGUAUGAAAUUCAGUUAAUGUUGGGCCAAAUCAGGGUAAAGGCUAUGGAUGGACUUGGGUUAGGGAUUAUAUUAGAAAGCAAAUUAUAUUAGCUUAUAAUUAAUUACUAGUAACCUAGCACCCCUUUUUGAAGAGUUUUAUAUUAUGUGUUAUUGUGAGACUGGUAUGAAUCCUACACCUUUCAAUGAAAUAGUAAAUUAAUUCUUAUUUGUAUAUCUAACCAGCUGUUCAAACUAUUUCCUUAUAGUGACAAAGUGAGGGUUUAUGUUUGAUCUAGUUUUAAUUAUUGUAAUUAAUUUCAUAACUAUUGUUGAAUGAUACAUUAUUUUUGACUGGUUUUAUAUUUUUCUAAAUUAUGUAAAAAUAUUUUUGUAUGUUUAUCUUUGUAAAAACGGGGCUUUUUUGUUUAUUGAUACCUAAUUCAUUUUACCAGAUUUUAUAGAAAAAUGUAUACAAAAUGGUAGCCUACUUUAAAACAUUUUUUAAAUGUUUAAUUUUAUAAAAUAAGAUAUUACUAGUUUUAAAUGCUUGGACCUGUUAUAAUUUCAUUGAAAGCUAGUUACAUCUAAGGCUAUUGCAGUACUGACUUAUUUAAUAAAACAAUGAAAUUCUAGGUAGGUCUUCAAUACAAUUAAAACAUGGAGUAAGCAAAAAGAAUUGUUAAUAUAGACAGUACAUUCACUUUAAGAUUAUAAUUUACAGGAAUUGAUAUAGAAAUUGUAUGAUAAUUUACUUGACCACUUGUUAUUUGUUUAUGGACAAUUUGGUGCAAUGAAAAAAAUUAUCAUAUUCUUAUUUAUUUAUUGGGAGUUAAAAUAAUACAAAUUUCUGGUCCUGGAAUUUUUUUUGUUCUUGUGAAAUAUUUCAAUGAAUACUUGAAUUAGCAAAUCUAACUCUUGUUGUUUCCUAACAGCUAUUCUUAAAACUUGUCUCAAAGUUGGCUGUGUAAUAUUGGUAUUUAUUUUAAAUUAAUUUAACAAAUAAUGUGAAGAUGUACUAGAUAUAUUUAUGUUAGAAAAUGAUUUUUAAUCUAAUUUUGAGGAACAAAUGUGUAUCACUUGUUCGAAUCCAGUACAAUUUUUUAAAAACAUUUUGAAAAGUGCGGGUUCAUUUCCAUUUUUUUUAAACAUUCAGAAUUUUUUUUGUAUCAUAGAUGUGUAUGAAUGUACCAUGUUUUUAAUUUGUUUAAAACAUUAUAAAUUAUUAUUUAUUUAUAUGCUCAAGGACACUCUAAAUUAUGUUAUAUUAUAUUAACUUGUUGAUGAAUAAAUAUUGCUGAUUUUUA